AUGCUGAGAUACACUCUGGCGGUGGUUUACUGUUUUAUUGUACUGGUGCAACCACAACAAAGUGAAGAUCAACGUGAACGUGAACGCGAACGCGAGAUCGCCCGCUCCAAAGGACAAUACAACUCUGUCGACGACAUACCGGAAUUCUACAAGUACACCACAUUUGCUGUCUUUGUUUCCAACAACUUUCAGCCUGUAUUAGAACGCUACACCUCUGAGCUUUAA
Haemonchus placei is the source of this 225-nucleotide messenger RNA. NCBI's taxonomy places the organism in Eukaryota, Metazoa, Nematoda, Chromadorea, Rhabditida, Trichostrongylidae. The record is from the annotation of a GenBank genome assembly.